This is a messenger RNA of Racocetra fulgida, 3065 nucleotides long. Lineage: Eukaryota; Fungi; Glomeromycota; Glomeromycetes; Diversisporales; Gigasporaceae. The record is from the annotation of a GenBank genome assembly.
GUGCUCGAGUAUAUGAUAUAGCAGAGUUAGAAAAAAUUCUCAAGCGAUCAAUUACAUUACUGGAUAUUACUUAUGGUACUAUCUUUAAUAGUAAAAAAUACCGAUCAGGUAAGUAUGAAGAAAUAGAGAUGGUAGUUCAUAAUGGCCAUGCAUUUCCAAGAAACCAGCAUUUUCCAAGAAAUCGAAUGGUUGAAUAUUAUAAAGACGAUACUUGGGAAGCUAUCAAUAAUGCCCUUCAAGGACCUCAAGCAAUCUGGCUUAUGGGAAAUAUAAUUAAUGAAAAAAAAAGAUCGAUUCUUUUAGAGUCUCUCAAAGUAGUUGAUUUAGCAGAACAAGUAUUUGGAGCAAAUCACGCUGGAAGUCGAUUGGCCAAUGAGAUUAAUAAGUGGUAUCCAAUAUCUGAAAAAAUAAAUGAAAAUAUAAAACGAGCCUGUGUUGAACAUGGGCAUGGUGGGCGCUGGAAUACACCCAAUUAUCACAUUAAUGAUAUCAUAUGUAUUGAUAUGAAAGAAUGCUAUCUAGCAAGUAUGCGAGGCCAAGGAGAAUGUACACCAUGGUUUAAUCGAUUUGGGCAUCCAACACAUCAUCUUGUCCAAGUUGCAGUAAAUGGAAAAUUGCCCCAAGAUGAUAUUACUGGAUUUGUACAAAAAAAUGAAGAAAAACGACUUACUCAUCGUCUUGUAAUGGAUGAAGGUAAACUUGAUUUCUUAAUAAAAGAUUGUACAGAUGCUGGAACUUUUGCUGGAAGAGAAAGAUGCCCACUCGGAUUUAUACUUACAUAUUUUGAGGGUCAUCAGCCUCAGUACACACAUCUGCAGGCUUCAAUGUUAGCAUAUGCACAUAUUAAUUUGUUAGAGAUGCUUUGGAGAUUCGAUCCUAAUGAAGUAGUAAGGAUUGCUACAGAUUCUAUAUAUGUACAAAAAGAGGCAUUAUAUAAGAUCGAAAAUAUACUGGCAUUCUUCAACCAAGUUGAGAUAAAGCAUUGGGAAUCGAUCAAAAAUAUUACUGAAAGUACUGCUCCAUCAAUUCAUGAUCCUAUUACAAGAUCUCAAGUUUCUUAUCUUAAUGGAGGAGGAGGCUCUGGAAAGACAACACGUGCAAUCCAAAUUUUUAAAGACAUAAACAUGCUCAAACUUGGCAUAGCUUCUUUAGAUGGAAUGGCAUGGGAGAAUGGACGCCCGAACCGUGCCGAUUAUUAUGAAGAAGUCUUGACUGAUUAUCGGGCUAAAUGUCCUAAAUUACGUGAACUCAAAAAGGGAAUGUGUCGUAAAAAUAAUCGGCUAGUAAAAAAUGAUAUAAUACACUUACCCUUAAAUACACUUUCUGAUAAAUUCUUACAAGGCAUGUUAGGAAAAGAAAAGGCUAUAGAUUGGGAAUUUGGAUAUGCAAUGACCAUUUAUACCAGUCAGGGAAUGACUCUCAAAGCUCCACAACGAGUUUGGGUUAUUGAUGAACAUUUGGUAUGGGAUAAUCUAAUAUAUCUCGCAGUUGGUCGUGUAGAAUAUUUGAGCCAGCUUAUUCGGAUUGAAGGUCCCUCAUUACCUCCUGAGAUUGAGGAAGCAAAAAAUAAGAAAGCUAUCGAACGUUCAUUGCGACCGUUUAUUUCUGAAAAACUCGUAGGAUAUAUGGAUCAAGAUAAGAAAAAAGGUUGUGAAUUUAACUUAUCUGUUGAUUAUAUCCUUGUAUUAAAAGAUUUGCAAAAAAAUAAAUGUGAAUUAUGCCUCAAUAAAAUGUUGUGGGAAUGGGAUGAAGCUGGAAAUCCUGAUCAAUGGACGUACCUUAAUUUCGCCUAUGUUAUGGCUUUUCGAAAUGAUUCCCUUAUUGUAGCUAUUAUCAGAUCUUCUCCAAAUUUAAAACAUUUUGAUAUUUCUGAUAACGAUAUCGGAGAUGAGGUUGUUGAAGCAGUAGCUAGUACAUGCUAUGAAUUGGAAUAUCUUGAUCUUGGAGGGUGUAGAUUCAUUAUCGAACCAUCAGUAUGUAAUGUUAUUCAAUCAUGUCCCAAACUUCAGCAUCUUGAACUUGGAUUUUGUGAAAUUUCUGAUAAAACCAUUAAAGAAAUAACCUGUUCGUGUCCUAAUUUAAAAUAUCUUGAUUUGGAUGGCUGUGAAAAAAAUGUUAGUAAGAAAGUUGUAAAACGACUUAAUCCGAGUAUACAUAUUGAAAAUUACGAUUCAUCAUAUGAAUGGUCCAAUUCUGAAUCGUCUGAUACUUCUGAUUCUGAUCCGAUGACAAUACACAGAGCGGGAGGUGAAAACACAUCUAAUGAACAGAAUCUAGAAGAGAAUCCUAUGAGCUCAUAUCUGCCUCCACCUAAUCCAAUCUUUACCGGUAUAAUUGAUAAAAAUCUCCCACAAUGCCCUGAAUGUGCAAUGGAAAUUGAAUCUAUUGAUUAUACACGUUAUUCUGGUACUUCUGAACCUAGUUCACAGGAUCGGGCACAGAAUACCUCAGACCCAAUGCAAAUUUUGCCACAAAUGGCACAAAUGACAUCUAGUCAAAACCAGAAUACAGUAACCUCAGAUACAACUCAUAGUUUAAAUUUCCCCUUAUCAGAUUUCUUACCAUUUUCAGACUAUAUAAAACAGAGUCAAAAAAGACUAAGCGAAGAUACUACUAAAAAUAAAUCAUCCAAUAAAAAACCAAAACAGAAUAAAAAAAAAGGCGAUAAAAAAAAUUCCAAUACUGUAAAAAAACUUAUUACAGAAUUAACAUCCAACACCUCUGAACAAAACACAGAUACAAUAACUUCUUACCCAGAUAUUGGUAGAGUUAUGCGAGUCAAUAAGAAAUGGUAUUGUGAAAGCCGAGCAAUGGUUCAAAAACGUGCUGAUAAAAUAUUUGGAAUAUUACUUACAACUAAUUAUGAUACGAAUUAUAAAUUAAUGGAUGUACUUCAUAGCUUUUGCAUAAAUUUUAAUCUUGAUUUAGAAAAAAAAUUAUGGGAGUCUCAUGACUAUUUAAAAGAUCAGAAGAAAAAAAUAAAUAAAGAAAAAGCAGUAAUCGAUAAUUUAUUAGUGCAUUAUGAAGCAGACCCACACUUUAAAGGCUUAUUUCCUGAUUGGCUA